This is a messenger RNA of Rattus rattus (black rat), 4772 nucleotides long. RefSeq names its product spondin 1 (gene Spon1). Bases 360 to 2783 code for a protein of 807 amino acids. The transcript is spliced from 16 exons. The record is from RefSeq and is a predicted model, not a curated record. Lineage: Eukaryota; Metazoa; Chordata; Mammalia; Rodentia; Muridae. Gene Ontology annotation, cellular component: extracellular matrix. Gene Ontology annotation, biological process: cell adhesion.
UGUCUGCGUAUCCCAGCUCUCUCCCACCAGACCCUGGGAAUCCAGCUUCACAAAACAAACACCAGAGCGCCCGCUAAUCGCCAGCUCAGAAACAAAACAGCACUGCGCUGGGGGAUCCAGGCGCAAAUCAGCCCUCCCUCUUCGCGCUCCUUCGCCACCGCCCGCCCCUCAGCUCCGCUGCUCGGCUCCGCUCAGAGCAGCGCAGCUCCGCAGCCGCCAAAGCGAGGCGGGCUCGGGCUCCCCACCGCCAGUGCCACCCGGGCUCCUCCAGCUUUCGCCUCUGCAGCUCCCGUCACUUGGAGUAAAAGUGUCCUGACAGGGGUCUGCAACAUCAGCAUAAAGUUGGGAGGCCCUCGAGAAUGAGGCUGUCUCCCGCGCCCCUGAGGCUUAGCCGGGGUCCGGCGCUGCUGGCCCUGGCGCUGCCCCUGGCCGCAGCGCUCGCUUUCUCGGAUGAGACCCUGGACAAAGUGGCCAAGUCGGAGGGCUACUGCAGCCGCAUCUUGCGCGCCCAGGGCACACGGCGUGAGGGAUACACAGAGUUCAGCCUCCGCGUGGAAGGCGACCCUGACUUCUAUAAGCCAGGAAGCAGCUACCGAGUGACACUCUCGGCUGCCCCUCCCUCCUACUUCAGAGGCUUCACGUUAAUUGCUCUCAAAGAGAACCGCGAAGGCGAUAAGGAAGAAGACCACGCGGGCACCUUCCAGAUCAUAGAUGAAGAAGAAACCCAGUUUAUGAGUAACUGUCCUGUGGCGGUCACUGAAAGCACCCCUCGGAGGAGGACACGGAUCCAGGUGUUUUGGAUAGCGCCACCCACAGGGACAGGCUGUGUGAUUCUGAAGGCCAGCAUCGUACAGAAACGCAUUAUUUAUUUUCAAGACGAGGGCUCCCUGACCAAGAAGCUGUGUGAACAGGAUCCCACACUUGAUGGAGUGACGGACAGACCGAUCUUAGACUGCUGCGCCUGCGGAACUGCCAAGUACAGACUCACAUUUUAUGGGAACUGGUCGGAGAAGACUCAUCCAAAGGAUUACCCUCGUCGGGCUAAUCACUGGUCUGCCAUCAUUGGCGGAUCCCACUCCAAGAACUACGUGCUGUGGGAGUACGGAGGGUAUGCCAGUGAAGGGGUCAAGCAAGUUGCUGAACUUGGCUCACCAGUAAAAAUGGAGGAAGAAAUUCGACAACAGAGUGAUGAAGUCCUCACUGUCAUCAAAGCCAAAGCCCAGUGGCCAGCCUGGCAGCCUGUCAAUGUGAGAGCAGCACCCUCAGCCGAAUUCUCUGUGGACAGGACACGCCACUUGAUGUCCUUCCUAACCAUGAUGGGCCCCAGUCCUGAUUGGAACGUGGGCCUAUCUGCAGAGGAUCUGUGCACCAAGGAGUGUGGCUGGGUCCAGAAAGUGGUGCAGGACCUAAUUCCCUGGGAUGCUGGCACUGACAGCGGGGUGACCUACGAGUCACCAAACAAGCCCACAAUUCCUCAGGAAAAAAUCCGACCCCUGACUAGUCUGGACCAUCCUCAGAGUCCUUUCUAUGACCCGGAAGGUGGGUCCAUCACACAAGUGGCCAGAGUCGUCAUCGAGAGAAUUGCCCGGAAGGGAGAACAAUGCAACAUUGUACCUGACAAUGUGGAUGAUAUUGUAGCCGACCUGGCUCCAGAAGAGAAAGAUGAAGAUGACACCCCUGAAACCUGCAUCUACUCCAACUGGUCCCCAUGGUCAGCCUGCAGCUCUUCCACUUGUGAAAAGGGUAAGAGGAUGCGGCAACGCAUGCUGAAGGCACAGCUGGACCUCAGUGUCCCCUGUCCUGACACCCAGGACUUCCAGCCCUGCAUGGGCCCCGGCUGCAGCGAUGAAGAUGGCUCCACCUGUACCAUGUCGGAGUGGAUCACCUGGUCGCCCUGCAGUGUCUCGUGUGGCAUGGGUAUGAGGUCCCGGGAGAGGUACGUGAAGCAGUUCCCGGAAGACGGCUCGGUGUGCAUGCUGCCCACGGAGGAGACAGAGAAGUGCACGGUCAACGAGGAGUGCUCUCCUAGCAGCUGCCUGGUGACUGAGUGGGGUGAGUGGGAUGACUGCAGCGCCACCUGUGGGAUGGGCAUGAAGAAGCGGCACCGCAUGGUCAAGAUGAGCCCCGCGGAUGGCUCCAUGUGCAAGGCGGAGACUUCGCAGGCGGAGAAAUGCAUGAUGCCUGAGUGCCAUACCAUCCCGUGCUUGCUGUCUCCCUGGUCCGAGUGGAGCGACUGUAGCGUGACCUGUGGGAAGGGCAUGCGGACGCGCCAGCGGAUGCUCAAGUCUCUGGCAGAGCUGGGGGACUGUAAUGAGGAUCUGGAGCAGGCGGAGAAGUGCAUGCUGCCAGAGUGUCCCAUUGACUGUGAACUCAGCGAGUGGUCCCAGUGGUCUGAAUGUAACAAGUCCUGUGGGAAAGGUCACAUGAUUCGAACCCGGACAAUCCAAAUGGAACCUCAGUUUGGAGGUGCACCCUGCCCAGAGACUGUGCAACGCAAGAAGUGCCGUGCCCGGAAAUGCCUUCGCAGCCCAUCGGUCCAGAAGCUGCGCUGGAGGGAGGCCCGAGAGAGCAGGAGGAGUGAGCAGCUGAGGGAAGAGUCAGAUGGAGAGCAGUUCCCAGGCUGUCGGAUGCGCCCGUGGACAGCCUGGUCAGAGUGCACCAAACUGUGCGGAGGUGGGAUCCAGGAACGCUACAUGACUGUGAAGAAGAGGUUCAAAAGCUCCCAGUUCACCAGCUGCAAAGACAAGAAGGAGAUCAGAGCGUGCAACGUGCACCCUUGUUAGUAGGGGUUCAACUCCCCAGGGCUGCUCCAGAUUCUAGUCACCAAUGGUUGGGUGGUGUAUUUGCUUGUUUAAGAUGAUUUAAAUUGUGUCCACUAGUUUUCAUUUUUACGGUGUGGUUUGCCCAAUAGUCUUAUGGAGGCCGAGGGACAUCUUGUCUGAAUACUUCUUGGUGAGUACAGGCCAAGCGGGGCAUCUUGUCCCCAGGCGGCCAUCUUCCUGCACUGAAUUGAGUAGUGUUGGUUUACCUUGUACUAAACUGAAGCGUAUCCCUCUGGAGCAUCCCCUGGUCAAGCAGGGCGGAGACUUUGGCCAUCCACAAGGAGAAGUAACCAGGAUGCAGCAUGUGGGAGACACAGCCAUUAAUUGCAAAGGACAGAUCCUCCUCUCUCACCUUUGGCCUGCUCACUCUUACAGAAACCUGUUUGUCCGCCUCUUUUUUUUAUUUAGCACAACUCCAGGCAUCUUGGUAAGUCUCCAGGGUCAUGGGUUCUUCGGUGCCCUGAAGGAGAAGCCCUGAGGUGGGGUGGCAUUUGUUACAAACCUCCCAAUACUGCUUUGCUGGCACCACAAGGUCAGCAGGUGAUGAUGGCUACUUCAUUUCAUUGUGAGCCGUGAUUUCCGUUGAGUUUUGACUGUUGGUGCCAUAAAUGUCCUAGGAUGCUGGACGGACACAUCAGCCUUGUCAGCAGAUCCUUCUUUGAGCCAAUGUAGACAGUAAGCUGGGCACUGGUUCCAAAGCCAACUUAAAAUCUUCCUACACAUAUCCAGACCUUUUAGGUUGCCCAACUUCCUUAGAAUAAAGCAUUUUAGCUUUGAGAACAAUUGAUAAGUCUGUCAGGAAGCCCCCAAGUCCAUUCUUCAACAAAAAUACUAUCUUCCCUACUUAAUUUUUUUUAAGUCAUGAUAUUUUAUAGUUAGAGGAGAGAGAGACAAUCUAUUCCCACGACUAAGACACAAACCUACAAGAAAGGGUUAUUCAGUCAAGCCUGUGCCUGAUUUCUGGACCAGGACCCUGAUUUUCAUGGAUAGUCCAAAGGAAGGCCAGGGGUUCCAUCAGCAGCACCCUAAACCCAGGAGUCAACAAAUAUUCAGAGAAAGAGGAUGUUUAUCUCAGCUAUGAGCUCAUCAGCAGGUUUGUACUCAUGCAUCUGUUAAAAGCACCACCACAUCCUUUUGCAAGUCUGUUUAUUACCGCUUCACCCAAAUACAUUUUGUGGUCAAGAUGCACACAGUGCUAUGAAUACAGUACUUUAAGGAUCUGCAUUAAACACAUCAGAAUAUUUCCUGCCACAUCUAUGUACAACCCCUGAAUAUGUAUUUUUCCUUAACACAAGAGAGCCUGUUCAAUUAAAAAAAAAAAAAACAACCACCUCACUGGGUCUGUCUUUGUUUUUAGGUUAAUUAAGUGGUGGGAGGGCUGGGUCUUUUUCCAGUUGCUACUCAGUUCAUUUGCAGGGAAAGACGGCACUCCUGUUCCCCCUAGAUGGGCCGCUGGCAUCACACCCUUGCUGUCUGGAUUAUUUCCAACACUAUUUUUAGAUGUUUUAAUGAAUUGCUUUCUCCUUCAAAGGAGUAUAAAACAAAGAAAUGAGAGGCUUGAAUUUCCACCCUCCCCAAAAAUGUUCUGCUAAAGGAUCUGCCCUGCCCACUUCUGCAACGUUCUCCAAGCGAUCUUGGUGUUGACUUAUUCUCACACCAUGAAAAUCAAGUUCCUUCAGAUGGGGCAGACUUCGCUAGCGUCUUGUGUUUUAACCAGAUCCCUCUUGGGUAUAAUUUUAAUCCCGAUUUGGGAGCCUUUUUGUUAAAAACCAGAAAACUGACUGAUAGCCAAGAAGAGAAGGAGAAUGCUUUCGUCAUGAAUCGUAGUGCUCUGUUUGCAAGGGAAAAUUUGUGAAUGUCAAAUCUUUCUUGCCAAAAAUCUUGCGUUAGGUGGUUGUAUUUCUCUGGCUAACCAAUCAUUUUGGGAAUAAAGAUUUUUCUUACUAUGAA